AUGGCGUCUGUGUCACCUUCUGAAACCGGCGGCACGCUCAUCACGUUCCUGCAGCAGCUGCGCGGCACACUGGUUGAGAUUGAGCUGAAAAACGCCUCCAUUGUCUCAGGCGAAAUCUCCUACGUGGAUGCCAACAUGAACACCUACAUGUCACACGCAAAGAUCACCAGCAAGGGCAAGAACCCUGUGGAGGUGGAGGAGUACAUGGUGCGCGGGAGCACGAUCCGCUACAUCAUUAUGCCGGAGAGCCUGAACACGUACGAUAUUCUGAAGCAGGCUUCCACAAAGAAGAACGGCACAUCAAAGAAGUAG
Leishmania mexicana MHOM/GT/2001/U1103 is the source of this 312-nucleotide messenger RNA. Its product is annotated as SmD-1 like small nuclear ribonucleoprotein. Gene Ontology annotation, biological process: spliceosomal snRNP assembly; RNA processing. NCBI's taxonomy places the organism in Eukaryota, Euglenozoa, Kinetoplastea, Trypanosomatida, Trypanosomatidae. Gene Ontology annotation, cellular component: spliceosomal tri-snRNP complex; catalytic step 2 spliceosome; U5 snRNP. Gene Ontology annotation, molecular function: RNA binding. The record is from RefSeq and is a predicted model, not a curated record. The transcript has a single exon. Bases 1 to 312 code for a protein of 103 amino acids.